This is a messenger RNA of Toxotes jaculatrix (banded archerfish), 1217 nucleotides long. RefSeq names its product homeobox protein six1b. The coding region runs from base 322 to 1176 and encodes 284 amino acids. The transcript has 2 exons. NCBI's taxonomy places the organism in Eukaryota, Metazoa, Chordata, Actinopteri, Toxotidae. The record is from RefSeq and is a predicted model, not a curated record. Gene Ontology annotation, biological process: regulation of transcription by RNA polymerase II. Gene Ontology annotation, molecular function: DNA-binding transcription factor activity, RNA polymerase II-specific; RNA polymerase II cis-regulatory region sequence-specific DNA binding. Gene Ontology annotation, cellular component: nucleus; transcription regulator complex.
GGGAGGAAACGGAGCUGCAAACUCAGUCCUGCUCUGCUGUACAGGGUGCAGGGCAGGGGGAGAGCCAAUCACCGAAACGCACAGGCUCCCUUUAAGCCUGACAUAUCUCCAGCAGGAACAAAUUGUCCCAACAAUCAACAUCCCAAUCUGCUGCGCGCAUCAGGGGCUGGAGUGGAGUGGAUAGCCUAUAGGCCUGUGCUGCGCGGAAGGAUUGCGCUGGAUUGCAUCGCGACAAGAAACGAUAAACACAUAAAAAAAUAAUAAACGACAGCUAUCGUUUUGGAUACCAGCGUUUCGGGCGGAGGAGUGAGCUCGGACAUCAUGUCUAUAUUACCGUCCUUCGGGUUUACGCAGGAGCAAGUGGCGUGCGUUUGCGAGGUGUUGCAGCAGGGUGGAAACCUGGAGAGGCUCGGCCGCUUCCUGUGGUCUCUACCCGCUUGCGAUCACCUCCACAAGAACGAAAGCGUCCUCAAAGCCAAGGCGGUGGUGGCCUUUCACCGGGGGAACUUCAGAGAGCUCUACAAGAUCUUGGAGAGCCACCAGUUUUCUCCGCACAACCACCCCAAGCUGCAGCAGCUCUGGCUGAAGGCGCACUACGUGGAGGCGGAGAAACUGCGCGGCCGGCCGCUCGGAGCUGUAGGGAAGUACCGGGUGCGGAGGAAAUUCCCGCUGCCCCGCACAAUAUGGGACGGAGAAGAGACCAGCUACUGCUUUAAGGAGAAGUCCAGGGGAGUCCUGAGAGAGUGGUACACGCAUAACCCUUACCCGUCCCCGCGGGAAAAGAGAGAGCUAGCCGAGGCCACAGGACUGACCACCACGCAGGUCAGCAACUGGUUCAAAAACAGACGGCAGAGAGACAGAGCGGCAGAGGCGAAGGAGAGAGAGAACAGUGAAAACAACAACGCAGGCGGCAACAAACAGAACCAGCUGUCCCCGCUGGAUGGAGGAAAGUCUCUCAUGUCCAGUUCGGAGGACGAGUUUUCUCCACCUCAGAGCCCCGACCAGAACUCAGCGCUUUUGCUCCAGGGCAACAUGAACCACCCCGGGGCCUCCGCUUACCCCAUGUCCGGCCUCGGGGCCCCACAGCCGGUGCACGGCAUGCACGGACACCCGCACCAACUGCAGGACUCCUUGUUGGGACCUCUAACCUCCAGUCUUGUGGAUUUGGGCUCUUAAAGAGGCUGCCAGAUUAUUCUAUUUUACAAAAACAAAAAUCA